CCCACCUCUGAUCUGAGUAUAAGAUCUGAGCUAUACGUGCACAGGUGUAUACCUUCAUAUGAGACUUCUCUUGCAUCUCCAAAAACAGCCUGAGCACAGUCUUCACUUGUUUUAACCCUAGUUGUUUGGACAUUGGAGUACCUCAGAAUAUCUGUUCUCGCCGUCAUCGACCCACCUCACCACAAAAUAUCCAAUAAUCCAGAUUUCACGCGCCUUGUCCCCGGGAUUCAAAGGCCCAUCAACAUGUCACCUGUCCUACUUCAGGACGAGCCUGACUCUGACGAAGAUGUCGAGUUUGAAGACGUCCCAAUCCUCCACCAAACCAGAACCCAAAGCAGCGAAAGAACCAGGAAUGGAGAUAUCUCCAUAGAUCUCCCCCCAGUCCCAACCCAGCAAUGGAAUCCACCACUAUAUCUUCCGCCACAGCGGACUACACCCAUCCCCUCCGGCUCAGAGGAAGAAAUUCAGCUCCGAGGCCGGCUCAGCACGGGUAUUGAAAAGAUCACCUACCGCAAAAUGAAAUCCGACAUGGGCAUGGAUGCCCCGGAUACACCUGUUUCCUUACGCAGAUAUGAGGGAUUCAAGGAUCUUGUAGUUGAUGUGGAUAGCCUGGUUGACAUGCUUUGGGUUUCGGCAACUCCGGCAAUUCAAACUGAAACCCUCAUAACCCUAGCAGGCCUAACCCAAACCUCCUUAAAAAGCUUCCCCUUCGACCCACAACCAACACUAACAAUCCUGCAUAAACUGGACUCGAUCUUUGCAGCAUUAUGUACAGGAACGCACCCACUAACGGGUGCCGCUCUUCCGGGUGCUCAGAUUGGUCAGUCGCUCGCAACGGAGACGCAGAAGGUCCGCAUUCGGAGUUUAGCGGAGAUGACCCGGUAUGAGGUUUUUUCUGCGUUGGGGGGUUCUAGUCGGGAGAUUACUGGGGAUGGGGAUGGUGAUUACGACGAUGAUGUUGAGGAUGUUGAGGAUGAUGAUGAGCCGUGGAUGUUGGAGGCUACGCAGGUUUAUGAGAAGAGUUUGAUGUUGCUUGCGGAGCAGAACCCUGGUGUGGCUGGUGAUGAUGGUGAUGUGGGUUGUGGACUUUGAAUGUAUGAUGUUUGUAUCUGGAUUGGAUAUUUUGUUCGCAUUGAGUAUUGUGGGAGUUUUGUGUUUUGUGCUAUAGGAUAG
This is a messenger RNA of Penicillium canescens, 1173 nucleotides long. RefSeq names its product general transcription factor IIH subunit TFB6 family. Gene Ontology annotation, cellular component: transcription factor TFIIH holo complex. Lineage: Eukaryota; Fungi; Ascomycota; Eurotiomycetes; Eurotiales; Aspergillaceae. Bases 244 to 1092 code for a protein of 282 amino acids. The record is from RefSeq and is a predicted model, not a curated record. The transcript is spliced from 2 exons.